This is a messenger RNA of Eremothecium cymbalariae DBVPG#7215, 561 nucleotides long. RefSeq lists its product as uncharacterized. Lineage: Eukaryota; Fungi; Ascomycota; Saccharomycetes; Saccharomycetales; Saccharomycetaceae. The coding region runs from base 1 to 561 and encodes 186 amino acids. The transcript has a single exon. The record is from RefSeq and is a predicted model, not a curated record.
AUGAAAUACGUCGAUUUUGUGAUCUUAGCUCAAGUCCCACUAUUAGCUUACCAGGGUGUGCUCGCUCAGGCGCCUGUUGCCAGUGGAGCGCAAAGCAGCGUUAGUCUAUUGGCUGCCGGUGCAGCCGCUGCGGAUAGCGGUGCCUCUUUAUCUCCCUCUGCCCCAUCCACUGCUGCUAGUGCUAACAGUGCAUCUGGUGCUAGCAGUGCAUCUGGUUCUGUAUCUGGCUCCGCUAUAACUGGCAGUUUAGAGAUUCUCACGGUUGGCGGCAGUGGAUCUGCUCCGGGCGCUGCAACUACCGGCUCUUUGUCCAGGUCCGCUUCAGCUUCAGGUGCUGCUAGUAACAGCACAGCUGCCAAGAGUUCGGCUUCUGGUGCUGGCGCCUCUAAAAAUGCUCCAACGGCCUCUGAUUCUGCAGGUUCGACUGUCCUUCCUAAAUCAUCUGCAGCUUUAAAUCAAACUUCAAGUGCAGGCUCUUCUAAGGCUAGUUCGGGUGAAGCAGGCAUGCUAGCUGCCCCUGUCGCAGCUGGUAUUCUGGCUGUCGCAGCUGCUUUAAUCUAA